This is a messenger RNA of Morchella importuna, 714 nucleotides long. RefSeq lists its product as uncharacterized. Lineage: Eukaryota; Fungi; Ascomycota; Pezizomycetes; Pezizales; Morchellaceae. The transcript is spliced from 5 exons. The coding region runs from base 1 to 714 and encodes 237 amino acids. The record is from RefSeq and is a predicted model, not a curated record.
AUGGCGAAAAUCGAAACACUCAGCUCUCUCUCGCAGCUCUCGACGACGCUCUCAAAGAAUGUGAUUGUUAUUAUUGACUUCCACGCAACCUGGUGCGGCCCCUGCAAAGCCAUCGCACCCACCUUCGAGUCCCUCGCCACAAAGCACGCCGCGCCCUCAAAGGUCGCGUUCACAAAGUGCGACGUCGACGCCGCCCAGGAGAUUGCCGCCCAAUACGGCGUCCGAGCAAUGCCCACCUUCCUAAUCUUCAAGAACCGGCAAGAAGUCGCGCGCAUCCAAGGCGCCGACGUCCGCGGCCUCACCACCGCCGUCGAGAAGUACGCCGCCGAGGCAAACUCCUCCAGCUCCAGCUCGUCGGCGUCGGCGUCGUCGUCUGCCACCGCCGCCGCCGGUGGUGUUGGUGGUGUUGGUGGUGGUGGUGCAAAGCCGGCACGGUAUGUGCGCGACGGCCAGGUUGUCGCUGGCGCGCCCGUGGGCGCACAGAUGCGCGGGUGGGUGAAUGCCGCCGUGGUGUUUUUUGGGCUGUACUUUAUGAGCCUGUUUAGUUUGGAUCCCGUGAGCGCGGCUGAGGAGUCGCCGUUUAAUGUCAAUAGGAAGGACAAGGGCCCCGUUGCGCGGGGGGUCGCGGGGAUGGGCGGGCCUGGGAGAAUGGCGCCGGGUGCGACGGGGAGGAGAUUGGGGACUUUGGAUAGCAUCCGUGGGAGUGGUGGCUAA